Molecule: messenger RNA, 1967 nt
Organism: Diaporthe batatas
Lineage: Eukaryota; Fungi; Ascomycota; Sordariomycetes; Diaporthales; Diaporthaceae
Exons: 2
Coding region: 111-1595 (494 amino acids)
Biological process (GO): transcription-coupled nucleotide-excision repair; proteasome-mediated ubiquitin-dependent protein catabolic process; protein polyubiquitination
Cellular component (GO): nucleotide-excision repair complex; Cul4A-RING E3 ubiquitin ligase complex
Molecular function (GO): protein binding
Source: RefSeq, a predicted model, not a curated record
CAUUUCCGAGCCAACAUUCCUGGGCUUGUCUCAGCUUGUUCCGAAGACACCUCGCCUCACCGUCAAGACCUGCCUGUGCAUCAAGCAUGAUUGACCUAUAGUGCCGAUGCAUGAAUAAACUCUUGUUUGAACGGGCCACGGGCGGCCUCGGCCCCAACGCUUUUGCGAAACUCGAGACCACACGGCUGUCGCGUUCAUUCCGACCAGCACCUCAAAUUCGAUUCGAUGGCGGCGAGAAGGGUGCGGCUCUCGAGGUUGGCGAGGCCAGCUUUAACCCUGCAAAUGCGAAUACAGAUCAGAAGAAGAAUCUGUGGGCCCACCAGGCUGGUGUAAAUGCGCUGGCACUCGAACGAUUUGAUGGCAGAAUACUGGUCUCCGGGGGCUCAGAUGCGACCAUAAGGCUCUGGGAUGUGGAGCAAUGCGACAAUCCAAACAACCCGCAUGUCUACAAGCCCUCGGCGCAGAUUGCGCGUUCCGACGACAAGACAAGGUCCCAUCGAUUCGGCAUUACGCAUCUGUCCUUCUACCCUUUUGACCCGGCCGCGUUCCUUUCGAGCUCCUACGACCAGACCUUGAAAUUAUGGGCCACGGACAGUGUUCAGCUGUCCGGUUCGUGGGACCUCGAGUCCAAGCUAUAUACGCAUGCUAUCUCACCAGUUGCGGACCAUCUAUUGGUGGCCUGUGGGACUGCCCACCCAGCCGUUCGGCUUGUCGAUCUACGCUCAGGCGCGGCUGUGCAGUCGCUUGUCGCUCCGGGACAGCUAGGAGCUGGAGGUGGUGCGGUCCUGUCUCUAGCGUGGUCACCGCGAAAUGAACACGUCCUCGCGAGCGGAACCUUGGAUGGCGCAGUUCGGAUAUGGGACGUCCGUCGCGCGAGCAGUCUCAUAGGCCUUCUGGAUCAAGAGGAUAGUCUAGGUAUUCUGCGCAGGCGUGGAGACGUCAACGGGAAUCAUAUCUCGGAUCGAGGUGUCCGGUUGUCGGCAAAGGCGCAUUCCGGCCCCGUGAAUGGGUUGACUUGGACAGACGACGGCGCAUAUAUUAUAUCAGCAGGCCACGAUAGGCGUAUACGCGUAUGGGACUCUGCGGCAGGCUCGAACACUCUUGCAUCGUUUGGGCCGAGCAUCAAGAAUGGCCAACUUGCUAACGCUCCCAUGUUCACGACGCCUGUAGGCUUGACGGCUUCCCGGAAAGAGCUGCUCUUCUGGGCAAAUGAGACAGAAAUCCUGGUCUUCGACCUGCAUGAGGGUACCACUGUAUCCCGCCUGCGAGGCGUGGGCGCGCAAAUCUCAGGCGUGAGGGCACAGCGUGGUGGUGAGAGAACUGUCAAGAAUCGGGUCACGAGCCUCGUCUGGAGAGGAGCUGGAGGCGCAGGUGGUUCGAGUGGAAUUGUGCCUGGAGCAUCUAAUGCCUCCGGCCAAGUCUUCAGCGGGCAUACUGAUGGCCAAAUCCGAGCUUGGAUGCCACAAGUGCGGGGGCUGGACGCAGAGGAUGAGGAUGACACUUCUGGCAUGAUUCAGCAAGAAAGGGCUCAGAAACGAAAGGCUCUGGACGACGCCUUCAAGAGUCUCAUGGGUCAAAAGAUCACAUUUACCUGAGGAAACAUGUGUCGCGGAAGGGUUGCGGAUUCCGAUUGCUGUUGUCAUCUUUCAGUAGGACACUUUCCAAAAGCAGCAGAUUUGAGGAUCCUUGUAGACCGUGCAGGAGUUCGGAUAAAAGCCCAACUGAGUUCUAACCCCUGUGACAUAUUCCCACACGUUCUCGAUUGAUCGGCUACCGUCUUCGCUCGAUGUGGAUGCAGCACCAUGGGGACACCAAAAUCCAUAUUUUGAUAGCAGCAAAGCACUUCAAGUGGGAGGAGAGUCUCUGACGAGCCAGCGCCUGCUGAAUAAGGCGCUCUCCUCAGAAACGCGGAUGCCAUAAAGGACGAUGUCAGGUCGCCAAAAUGAUGGCGAUGAUCACGAUACGAC